AUGGGAAAAGUUCGUUUACAUAUGUUAAAAGCACACAAAGAUUCAAGUUCACCUGUGGAUAGAUUAAAUUUUGAAAUGCAGCUUGAAUGGGGAAUGUUGAUGGAGAAAUGUUUUCCAGAACAUGCAAAGAGAUUUGGAUUAACAUCAACAGCUACUUCUUCUCCUCGAAAUUUAGAAAAUAUACAAAAAUUUAUUGACAUAAAUCUGAAUUAUACUUGUACUGUUUGUGGUGAAUUAGUGAUUGGUAGUCAAUUAAUUAAUCAUAUAGAGGAUAUUCACAAUUCUGAAUGUAUUGACUUUAUUUGUGGGGAAUGUGGAUACGAAAAUGAAUCCAAAAAUAAUUUAAUUUUUCAUAUAAAUUCCCAACAUAAAGAGAAGGCAACCAAAGUUAUUUUGGAACAAAAGAAGUCUACAAGGAAUUUUGUGCAUUUUUUAAAGAAAUUUUUUGCAAAUGUUAAUAUUCCCAAUCGAGAAGAGGGUAAUUUAAAUAAUUCAAAAUAUUUGUUAGAACCUCAAGAAAUUGGUGAAGGGAAGGAAAAAGAAAUUAAAUUGGAAGGGGAAUUAAUUAAUUUAAGUGAAGAUGAAGAAGAAUUGAAAUUGGAAUUGGAAGAUAAUUUUGAUAAUUAUUUGGAGGGAGGAGAGGGAGAGGAGGGGGAGGUAGAUGAAGAAGGAAAACGAAAAGAAGAAAAUAAUAAUUUAAAUAUUUUGGAAUGUUGUUCUAAUUUAAUUUUAAAUGAACAAAAUAAUGAGAAAAUUCUUUCAAAUGAAAUUAAAGUAGAACAAAAGGAUGAAGAAGACGAAGAAAAAGAAAUUAUGAUGACACAUUCACCGCCUAAAAAACAAAGAAAGGAGCAACAACAAAAUAUUACUUUACGUCAAAGUAAUAGAGUUUUAUUAAAGCAACAACAAAAUGAGAAAAAAUAA
Meloidogyne enterolobii is the source of this 924-nucleotide messenger RNA. Lineage: Eukaryota; Metazoa; Nematoda; Chromadorea; Rhabditida; Meloidogynidae. The record is from the annotation of a GenBank genome assembly.